AUGACCCACAUUGCUCUUGAGGGUGGGUGCUUUGUUUUGUCAGCCAACCAGUUCUGUCGAAGGAGAGAUUACCCGCCUCCUCCAGAAUAUGUGUUUUUUGGCAUAGAAGAUGAUCUCACACCGGAUUCUGUUGUUUGUGCUGGUGGGAGUGUCAUUAUCUCACCAUCAGGGACUGUAUUGGCUGGACCCAAUUAUGAAGGGGAGGCACUCAUAUCUGCUGAUCUAGAUCUUGGAGAAAUAGCACGAGCGAAGUUCGAUUUUGAUGUGGUUGGGCAUUAUUCGAGACCUGAAGUAGUUAGUUUGGUUGUGAGGGAUCAUCCAGCCAGCCCAGUGACUUUCACAUCAGCAUCUGGAAAUGCAGACGACUCUCAUAAGUAG
This is a messenger RNA of Ilex paraguariensis (yerba mate), 378 nucleotides long. Lineage: Eukaryota; Viridiplantae; Streptophyta; Magnoliopsida; Aquifoliales; Aquifoliaceae. The record is from the annotation of a GenBank genome assembly.